Symbiodinium necroappetens is the source of this 1512-nucleotide messenger RNA. NCBI's taxonomy places the organism in Eukaryota, Dinophyceae, Suessiales, Symbiodiniaceae. The record is from the annotation of a GenBank genome assembly.
AUGAUCGGGCAAGCGACGCCUCAGAGUCACCAUGCCUGGCCUGCUUGGCCCGAAGCCCGCGGGAGAUUGGUCCAAAGGAGGGCAGCGCUGCAGGAGCUAAUGGAUGUGUUUGAGUCCGACUCCGAUGCCAGCCAAGCGAUCAUGACAGCCGCCAGCGAGCGCGGCCAGUGGCGGGAAGUGCUCCUGCUGCACCGGCGCCUGCUGCAAUCCGUGGAGGAGGCCGCCCCGGAGCAGGUUGGCGAAGUCUUUGCAAACGCAGCCUCGGGGCUCAUGAGAGCACGGCAGUGGCAGCGUGCUCUGGGAUUGAUCACCGAAUUCAGGGCACAGUGUCGGGAUAGCUUGACUUUUUGGUCCGUGGCACACACUGCUGAGCGUUCCAGCUCAGACCGCUCGGACCGAGUUCCGAUGUUCCAGCUCCUCUUAUCCAUGUUUUCGAACUUUGGCACCUGGGAUCAAGUGCUCUGGCUGCUUCAAGAGGCACGCCGCUGCCCCGAAGCAGUGACUACGACCGACAUUGCUUCAGUGAUGACAGCCCUCACGAACCAGAAGCGAUGGCGCAUGUCUUUGAGAGUUUUCGCAGAGUCAAGAGACUCAGUGGGUGCUGAUGCAAGGAUAUACAAGUCGGCUUAUCAGGCAUGGUCCUCCGGCCAUCACUGGCAGCAGGUCAUCAGCCUGUUAGCGGAGGAGCAAGCCAUGCGGGGUGAAGAUCAGGGUGUCGAUGGUGCCAUGAGGGCACUCUGUCAGGCAACAGUUUCUCUGCUGAAGAUGAGAAGUUCCAGUUCCAAAGCAAGCUCAACUUCAGCAGCAUUGGCAGCCUCUCGAAUGCUCGCCGACAUGCGUUUGAGAAAGCUCUCGCCACCGAUGCGCCUUUACAGCCAGGCAGUUGCGGCCAAUGCGAGGGCGGGCGAUCCGGAUCAAGCACUUCAGCUGAUUCGGCAAAUGCGAGAAGAGGCCUUGCCACAAACGCCUCAAAUGCACCUCAGUUGCAUGCGUGCGUUUCAAGCUGCCUGUCACUGGGAACAGGCCCUUGUCCUGUUGAAGGAGGAAGUUUCUCGAGAUGAUGCAGCCAGCUUUGAGGAAGGCAUCUUUGCGUGUUCCGGAGGUGGCAAGUGGCAGUUGGCAACGGAAGUGCUGAAUGAAAUGCAGGCGCGACAGCUUCCGGUGAAGGGGGUGACGUAUGCAACUCUCAUUUCGGCCUGUGUCCGGGCCAAACAGUGGCGCUAUGCCCUUUGGUUCUUGCAUGAAAUGGAGCGCACGGGUGCCGACAAAUCGGAGAAGAAUAAGGUCAUUCUCUAUGGCGGCGUAAUCACGACUUUCAAUUGGCAGCGCGCUUUAUGGCUUCUUCGCGAAAUGCCAGCCCGGGAGGUGCUGCCCAACGUGGUCGCUUAUGGUGCGGUGGCUUCAGUGUGCAAUCGAGCGAGGAAGUACCUGUACUCACUGCAGCUGCAUGAAGAAAUGCAAGAGAAGGACCAGGGUACAUGGGACAAUGAUGUUGGCAUGCCAGUCAGCUAG